This is a messenger RNA of Megachile rotundata (alfalfa leafcutting bee), 1147 nucleotides long. RefSeq lists its product as uncharacterized. The record is from RefSeq and is a predicted model, not a curated record. NCBI's taxonomy places the organism in Eukaryota, Metazoa, Arthropoda, Insecta, Hymenoptera, Megachilidae.
UUAUUUUUAAAUAAUCAAAAAUGAUUGAAAAGAUGUUAAAAUUAAUUUUUAAAUAUUAUGUUGAAUUUUGGAACAAGCUUCAAUAACAAAAUUUGUUCAUAUUUCAUUGUUAUGAUAUUUGUUGACAUGGUUACCAGUACUCAUUUAUUGUCUGCCUUCCUAUACCCACCAAGAUUGCUGAAUUUUUUAUUUAAAAAAAUUAUAUUAACUUGUCUUUAUGAUGUCAAGUUUAAAAAACCAUGAAAUUAAUUGUGAGUGCCAAUAUACAUUAACAUUAAUGGACAAGGUUGCUGAAACAAAAUGUUCUGAAAUGAAGGAUAGUUUUAAUCAUGUGCCCAGUAUUCAUGAAGUAGACGAAGAAGAUACAGAUGAAGAACAUAUUUGUGAUCAUGAAAUUGACACUUCCAAAGAUACUCAACAAAUUACGGAAGUAACAGAAGGUAUAGAUGGGGAUUCUAUUUAUAGUAAUGAAUCAUUUUGUUCCGAUGAAUCUUAUAGCGAAUCUGAGGAAAUCAAUAACAGUUCAAGAUAUUUAAAUGAUUCCCACUCUUCAUCUCGAAUCACUGCUCAUAAAUGUGAUAAGAAAAAUAAUGAAGACAAUGGUCCACAGUCUGAAAGUGUUACAAUAAACAAUGACAUAAAUUCUAUUUGUAAAAGUUCAGUCUGCGAAGACGGUUCUCUGGCAUGUAAACAACUGAAAAGUAAACGAAAAAACAUGAGUUUUACAGAUGCAGAAUUGCGCAAGAUUGAAUGGGAAAAUCAACUUCUUUUAAGAAAAAUAAUGGCUCAACAGAAGCCAAGGGACAAGGUAUUUCACAAAAAUAUACAACAACCACGAAUAAGCAGUUCUGCAAUAAAUAGAAGAAAAUUACAGAGAAAAAUAGAGAAUGAAAAUAUAUUGCUACUCCAAAGGAUACAACAGGCUAAACCAUGUGUUAUGAAUACUAUGACAAAAUCUGGCUAUAGACAGACAAUUUUAUAAUCUGUAACAAACAAUUUAUAUAUUUUACACUAAUCAGAAUGAAAUAUAUUUGAUAAUUUUUUACUUCUUAACUCGAACACUUGUCGUACAAACCUUAUGGUUGUGAUUUAUAUAUGAAAAUAUAUAACUGUAAGUGAAUGUUUUUUAAAAUGUUAAGCACAUAAA